AUGGUGAUGCUGCCCCUUCUCGUCUCUGGCCUCAUGGCGGCGGUUUCCGUAGCUGGCCCUAUGGACAUGAGGGCCGUUGGGCAUCAUUGUGCGACACGCAGCCCCCUGGAGGAGCGCGGGCUGUUCGCACGACAGAGGCCUCAGCAGAGCCCCCUGCCUGACGAUGGACAAGAGAUCAACUUGGGCUUUGUUUUGCAUUUCUGCUGCGGCGGGGGCAGCCAAUGCCCCUCGGACUCGGUCGCUGAAAAGGCCGUCGAAGACAUGAACGGGCUCUUUGCAAAUGGCAAGAUCAAGUUCAACCUGCAAAACGUUUCGCGUAUCGCCGAUCCACUCUGCAUUUCCGGUGUGAGAGAUAACAAGGCCAUGGACCAGCUGAAGUCGCGGGUCCAUCAAGGCAAUACGACCACUCUCAAUAUCGUCUACGUGCCGACAAAUUCGGGCGCAGGAACCAAAGGCAUGUGCAUCGUGCCGUCACCCGACACAAACAUUUCCAAGGGUAUUGGCGACGUGGACGGAUGCGUUGUCGCCAUGGACACUCUGCCCGAGGGUAAUAGUAGCAACGGCGUCAACAGUGGCAACGGCGGCAAUGGUCGUCUACAAGGAAAUAACGGAAGCGGCGGACGACUUGGAGGGCUAUUCGGCCGUCUUUUCAGUCGCCAGGACGGCGGCGUCGGCGGCGUCGGCGAGGUCGGGGGCGGCGGCAGUGCCCAUAUCAGCGGCGCCCUCGCCACGUCUGUACAUGAGACGGGCCACUGGCUUGGCGAGCUUCAUGCCAACGGCGGCGGCGACGUCGCCGGCACCGAAAACGUCAUGGUGCCUUGGUCGACAUUUGAAAGGCAGUAUUCAUUCAGUGCAGAUCAAUUCCAACGGAUGCGCCAGACGGCACUUGCUCGUGUGAAGGACAAAGACACCCCCGUGGCUAACAAGACGGAUACUGGCCCAGUAGACGGCGGCGUCAACACUCCCCCUCACCCUCCGUUUGGAAAUGGGGAUGACGUCGUCAACACAGGCGGCCAGGGAAAUCCCGUAAGACCUACUAAUCCCGGCUUUGAUCCGAUUGGAAAUGGGGAUAACAUCGUCAACACUCACCCUCAACCCCACCCUCCGUUUGGAAAUGGGAAUGGCGGCGACAACACAGGCGGCCAGGGAAAUCCCGUGAGACCCACUAAUCCCGGUUUCAAUCCGUUUGGAAAUGGGAAUGGCGGCGAUAACACAGGCGGCCAGGGAAAUCCCGUGGGACCCAUUAAUCCCGAUUUCCAUCCCGGAUCCGGCCGCCCAGCCACAGGCAAUUAUGCCGAUUUCUGGGCCUACGUCAAGCAAAUCCUUGGAGACCGCCGCGUUUCUGGCUUUGAAGUCUCCCGCAUCGGUGCCCGUGCCGAGCCAGGGGCGGAAGCCGACGCGUCUGGCCUGGUGCACAUUGCCCGACGCGAGGGGGCUGAGGCGGAAGCCGACGCGUCUGGUCUGGUGCACAUUGCCCGACGCGAUGACGCAGGGGAACCCGAUGGCUCUGGUUUGGUCCACAUUGCGCGCAAGUAG
Messenger RNA from Metarhizium brunneum ARSEF 3297, 1536 nucleotides. RefSeq lists its product as uncharacterized. The record is from RefSeq and is a predicted model, not a curated record. Lineage: Eukaryota; Fungi; Ascomycota; Sordariomycetes; Hypocreales; Clavicipitaceae. Gene Ontology annotation, molecular function: metallopeptidase activity.